AUGAUUAUAGGGCAUUUAUUCCAGGAGCAAUCGACUAAUUGGGAGUCUCUUGCUCGCAAGCACAUCGACGGUGUUGCAAGUGCCUGUAAAAGGUUUGUACUUGCGGUUCUCAGCAGUAUAGGGACACCUGAUACUACAGAAAAGCUCUCAAUACUUACCGUAUUACCUUUUCUGAAACAUGCGCAUUCGGAAGCUAUCACAGAACUAGAGCGGGUUCUAGCAGACAAGUCACGGCAUCCGAUAACGUACAACCAUUACUUCACUGACAACAUUCAAAAGCUCCAUCAGGAGCGGCUGACAAGAUGCCUGAUGGAGAAUGCGGAAGAUUCAAUGGUUGAAGUCUCGGAGAAGACGUUCGUAGCAGGACCAGGCUUUGUAGAAAAGGAAUAUAUUGAUCCGGCGGCGCUAAAGUCCGCGCUCCUGCGCACGAUCCAACACGAUAUGGAUACGUUUGCUGCUGAGCAGGCUCUAGAUGCACACGAUGCAUUCUACAAGGACGAACGGAAGUAUUAUGUCGAUGUGAUAACAAAACAGGCCAUCGAGCGACAACUUCUCGCGCCCCUUGCAGAGAUCUUAUCUCCUAGAUCAAUUGCUGGGUAUACAGAAGAGAAAAUUCAAAGCAUCGCCUCCGAACCGUUUGAGAUUAGGCAGUUGCGGGCUCAUCUUGAGAGUAAGAAGAAAAUGUUGGAGGAGGGCGCAGAUGCAUUUCAAGCUGCAGUCACUGGAGGGCAGUCGCUGUAA
This is a messenger RNA of Periconia digitata, 741 nucleotides long. The record is from the annotation of a GenBank genome assembly. Lineage: Eukaryota; Fungi; Ascomycota; Dothideomycetes; Pleosporales; Periconiaceae.